Molecule: messenger RNA, 1114 nt
Organism: Lucilia sericata (common green bottle fly)
Lineage: Eukaryota; Metazoa; Arthropoda; Insecta; Diptera; Calliphoridae
Exons: 2
Coding region: 353-1054 (233 amino acids)
Source: RefSeq, a predicted model, not a curated record
UUUAAGAAUUAAAAUAAAAUUAAAGUUUAAUUAAAUAAAAACAAAAGGAAAAGUGAACUUAAAUAAAAUAAACAGAAAUACAAACCAAAAGAAGUAAACAAAGCUUUUUAAUAAAAUAAAAAUAAGGGUUGUUUUUUGGCAACACAACAACAAGUGUUUGUGUGUAUAUAAAAACACAUUUGGCCCUGACCUGCCGCAUCAAGAGAAAACCAAGUGGACGGCUGCCGGAGACAGUUUGCCAACAACCAGCACCAAGGAACCAGCUCAGCAACUAAGAGGUAACAACCGGGAUUCCCGAUUUGGCCCCAAACAUUGGUCCUUCGCCCGUAGAAAAAAAAGAUUAAAAAAAAAAAUGGACUUCAACACCGAUUAUGGUUGCCCGCUUUGUAAUCGCCUUCACGCCAUACGACAGUGUUCACGUUUUAUUGUGAUGCCCGUGGAGCUAAAGCUUCGAGUUGUUGCCCAAAACUUGUUAUGUUAUAACUGCCUGGCUCAGUCGCACAGCCGAGCGAAUUGUAGAAGUAUAGAUCGGUGCCGUCGCUGUAUGCAGGACCAUAAUACUUGGUUGCACCCUUUGCCACAGGGCCGUAUUUGGUUUCCCAUGACAGCGUUGAUACGGGUAGUCACCAAUCAUGAUACUGACGUCUUCAUUAGAGCAUUAAUAGAACCAACAGCGGCCAGGUCAGCAAUCAUGAAACGUGAAGUCGAAGAAUUGGGCUUACGGAUUUCUAAAGGACGUACUGACAUCGUUGUAUACCAUCGUCGCGAGGAGAAACGUCGCAUAACGGUUGAAUGUAUUUUAGAAGACAAGAUUUACGGCCGUAGCCCUAUUGUUAAUGUGGAGCGAGCAGACAAAUAUCCACGUCCAACAACUGUAGACCGUGCCAAUGCGGACGUACACUGGCAUAUUAGUUGCCCUUACCAGCUUAUCCUAGGAGCUGAUACUAUGAGCAGAAUUCUGAUUGGACCAGCUAUGAGUCGCCCAGGACAACUAUAUGCCCAGAAUACCAUAUUCGGCAUAGCAUAUUUUGGAGAAGGUGUCAAAAGAACCUGAAGUAUAUUAUUUAUGCUAUAAUUUGUUGCCCUCAAAAGGCUUUAAAGUAUUAUUUACAUU